AUUUACUUCAUUGCGGUUGGUAUUUCUGACAGUCAAAAUAAACUGUCAAAUUUCUCUGGUGUUUGUGCCAUAAGACAAAAAAAUAUUAAGCAGUUCACCGAUUCCUCAUAAGUAUGAAUUCAGUGUGUCGCAAGAUAGUAUCAACUAAUUCAAUUAGGCAUCUUCGCUUUAUGUCCCAACUGGGAGACUUGGGAAGCGGUGCUGGUAAAGGAGGCGGCGGAGGCGGUUCAAUCCGCGAAGCGGGUGGUGCUUUUGGCAAAACGGAAGCUGCAAGAGAGGAAGAAUUUUUUUAUAAAAAGCAAAAAGAACAACUGAAACAGCUGAAGUCUCACCUUCACGAUGAAAUAUCUUUCCACGAAGAGCAGAUCAAGAGACAUCAAGAAGCUAUAGCACGCCAUAAGGAGGGAGUGAAGAAAAUCCAGGAAACUGAGAAAUAGAAAACUUAUUAUUAAAUAUACUUAGUACUUUUAACUUUGCAUAUGUCAAUAUGGAUUUGGUAGAUUUUUGUUCAAUUUGCUAAAACGUUGUAAGAGAAUAAACGUUUGUUUCA
Molecule: messenger RNA, 550 nt
Organism: Cylas formicarius (sweet potato weevil)
Lineage: Eukaryota; Metazoa; Arthropoda; Insecta; Coleoptera; Brentidae
Product: ATPase inhibitor mai-2, mitochondrial-like
Exons: 3
Coding region: 114-437 (107 amino acids)
Biological process (GO): negative regulation of ATP-dependent activity
Cellular component (GO): mitochondrion
Molecular function (GO): ATPase inhibitor activity
Source: RefSeq, a predicted model, not a curated record